AAGAGAGGACGCUGGAGCGUUUCGAUGCGCUGUCGUAUCGCCUCCUCCAUUUUCCAUAAAUAUAUUUUUUUUGCACUAUAGUGCUGGUUGUCUGGUAGUCGCUGCCACUAAAAGGGUCGCUCUCCCUCUGAUUAGUCGCGUUUAAUCAUCAGGGUCGCAGCGUUUCGGAGGGCACUUCCGAUCACUUGCCCGCCGGCUGAUGCCGGAGCAUCACUUGGACUUGCCGCCACCCAUCCAAGCCAAGCCAACAUAAUCGCCAGGCCAUCAUGUUGACGACCGUCCUGAACUUUGCCCAGCGCGUCGCCGAGAUUUCUUUGCUCGGCGGCAUCGAGAUUGCAUCAGUUGCCCUUAUUGUCUACUACAUAUUCGCCAAGACGAGAGCCCCCGUUAUCAUCGCUGGCCUGUUUCCCAACCUGAAUCUAACCUACCGGACGAGCUACCUCAGCAAGAUCAACACCAUUCGCAGCGAUCUCCUGGUCACUUUGCGAUCAUCCAAUGAGCCGAAGACCCAGAACUCGGUGGCACAUGGCAUCGGGACGCAGAAUAUGCUGGAGCUGACCCCGCAGUCGGGUCAGAAGCCCUUCAAGAAGCUUCUCGACUGGGGCGUGCUGUUUCCCUACGUUGCCCAGGUGGUGCGCAGCGAGAAGUUCGAGUACCGACAGGUCACCGAGAUCGUGCACAACGAUGCUGUGCUGAAGCACGCCGUCAAACAGGCCGCCGAGCAGACGCUGCGGGAGCAGCGGUACGCCAAAAAUGGACAUCGGCUGCUCACGCGCAGCGCCAGCGGAGAUCAGGAGGCGCAGGAGGAGGAGGACGAGAAGAGGGGCAUCUCCUAUCAGGCCAUUCUGCGCAAGCAGGAGCAGCGCGCCAUUAGCAUCCUGAAGGACAUGGGCUCCACCCUGAACAACGGCCUGCUGGCCUUCACCUCCUGGAUCCUGUACAAACUGCUCCCGUGCUUCCUCUCCGGCGUCGUGACCAACACCAAGCAGAUUGAGAUGCUGAAAACAGCCACGGAACGAUCGCCGGGCACCCCGUUGAUAUUUGUGCCGCUGCAUCGCAGCCACUUGGACUACAUCAUGGUCACGUGGAUACUCACGAAUAACGACAUUCGCAGUCCGCUGGUGGCCGCCGGCAAUAAUCUGCAAAUACCCGUUUUCGGUGGACUUCUGCGCGGUCUGGGCGCGUUCUUUAUCAAGCGCAAGAUCGAUCCAGUGGAGGGCAAGAAGGAUGUCCUGUACCGGGCCGCUCUUCACCUGUAUCUCACCCACGCCCUGAAGCAGGGACACAAUGUGGAGUUCUUCAUCGAGGGCGGACGGACGCGCACUGGCAAGCCGUGCAUGCCCAAGGGCGGCAUCCUCUCGGUCAUUGUGAACGCCUUCAUGGAUGGCAGCAUACCGGAUGCCCUGCUGGUGCCCGUGUCCGUCAACUACGAGCGUCUCGUCGACGGAAACUUCGUGCGCGAGCAGAAGGGCGAGAAGAAGAUACCCGAGUCGUUCAGCAAGGCUAUUUCGGGCAUCUGGAAGGCCCUCAAAUCGAACUACGGCCUCAUGCGCAUCGACUUCAACGAGCCCUACUCGAUACGGGAGCUGGUCAACUCGUACAACAAGAUAGCCCGGGAGGACGGCAACAAUGCCAAGGUCUACAAACCAGCUGCCAGAGUCCUGCAGCACAAUCAGUCUACGUCCUCGCUGUACGGCACCGAUGUUGUGUGCGAGGAGCACCGCAAUCUCAUCGAAAGCAUCUCGCGCCAGGUGGUCUUCGACUGCGCCGCCGCCACCUCUGUGAUGUCCACGAAUGCGCUGGCCUUUCUACUGCUCACCCGCUUCAGGAACGGCGCAGAGGAGCAGAUUCUGGCCGAGGCCCUGGAUGACUUGCGAAACUCGUUAUCCGGCUGCAAGGACAUUGGUUUUUCCGGGGAAUCCUCACAGAUCCUUGCAUAUGCCUGCGACCUGCUUGGCUCAGGUCUUGUCACUCGCACUCGGGAUGAGAAUGGGCGUUUGGUCAUUAAGCCUGUGAAUUCAGUGGAAAGCUUUAUUGAGCUGGCCUACUACUCAAACAUGCUGACCCCUCACUUUGCCCUCAGUUCGAUACUGCUGGCCACCUUCCACUCCCUGCUUCCGGAAACGGAGAACAAAAAAGACGCCGGAGUGACUCGAAAAAAGCUGAUGGACACCGCCCUGGAAAACUGCCAGAUAUAUCGCUACGAAUUUAUUUUGAACAAGCCGACUCAAGUGCUGGAGAAUUUACUGUACAAGCAGUUGGACGACCUCUUGAUUAGUGGCUGCCUUCGGUCGGAAAAGCUACACGAUGAUGAUCCGAAUGCUGCUGAAAGCAGACGCCUAGCUAACAGCCUGGCUGAUUGCCUGGACGAGGACGACGACUACCUGCAUGUGGGCAACGGCGAGGUUGAUGAGCCCAAGUUGCUGUUCGCCAGCGAAACUCUGACGCAGCAGCGCUAUAUUUGCGAGGUGCUGGCGCCCUUCGCCUGGACAUAUGUGACGGUGGCGCAGUCCCUGCAGAUACUUCACCGAAACUCCAUGUUGGAGUCCGAAUUUAUUAGCUUUGUGAUUAACGAUUUGAGCAGCAAAGUCAAGCGCGGCAGCUGCAUCUAUGCUGAAAGCAUAUCAACUGACUCCGUGCGAAACUGCCUGAAACUGUUGGAGAAAUGGUCUGUGAUCGAGGUGUGCAACCAGCAGGGCAUGCGCCUGAUCUCACUCAACACGCUCUACGAGAUGUCUCGAGAGUCGCUCAACGCGAUCGUCAAGAAGAUUGACGCAAUUGUGCCAAAAUUCAAUACUGGUUACUUCAAUGUAACGCCCUAACCAACGGGGCUCGCUUUAUUUUUGGCACUCUUUUUAUAUCCUUGUAUAGUGCAUAUUCACUUAAGUUUAAAGUGCGUACUCCUAGAUCUUAGACUUAGAUAUGUCUAGUUUUAUAGUCAUACGAGUUUAUAUAUGCCAAAGUGCUAGCUUUACUGUAACUAAGCGACAAAACAGUGAAAUAUGAACAAAUUUCUAAUGUAUAAUUUAAAAACAUUUUCUAUGUGCGGCCAGAGAGCGGCAGGACAAACGAAAACAAUACAAUAUAUCAUCUAUACUGAACUGAUUGAUUAAACUUUAUAAUUUUAUAAUAUAGGCAAAUAGAACAGCUUACAAAAAUAA
This is a messenger RNA of Drosophila takahashii, 3161 nucleotides long. RefSeq names its product glycerol-3-phosphate acyltransferase mino (gene mino). Gene Ontology annotation, cellular component: plasma membrane; mitochondrial membrane. Gene Ontology annotation, molecular function: glycerol-3-phosphate O-acyltransferase activity. NCBI's taxonomy places the organism in Eukaryota, Metazoa, Arthropoda, Insecta, Diptera, Drosophilidae. Gene Ontology annotation, biological process: glycerol-3-phosphate metabolic process; fatty acid metabolic process; triglyceride biosynthetic process. The record is from RefSeq and is a predicted model, not a curated record.